AUGUAUUUUCUUUUUGUCGCCUUCAUUUUUAAACUUUUUUUCCUCCUGUUUGACUUCUCCAUUAUUCCCUUGUUGGACAUAUACUUUUUUUCUUUUUUUUUUUUUUGUCGAAUGUUAUUUUUCCUUGGUUUUCCUUACAUUAUUUCUGUUAAUUUCGCGCCUUUUUUUGUUCUCUGCUUCUUUUCCUCCCAUCGCAGCUUUUCAGUAUUAUUUUUUUUCACUUCAUUACAACAAUCCUCCGAUUCAGGUGGGCUUAUAUUUACUUUUAUUGCUCGUUCAUUUUUAUGUUUUUUCUCGUUUCUUUCUACUUUUUCUUCUCUCUUUUCCCUUUUCUUCUUGUGCUUCUUUUUUCUCUCUUUUUUUUCUGUUUCUUUACUUGCUUCUUCUUCUUCUUCUUCUUCUUCUUCUUCUUCUUCUUCUUCUGCUGCGGCUGCUGCUGAUAGUUUUUCCUCUCGCUCUCUAUUUUUCUUCUCCUUCUUCAGCUUCUCUUUGUCAUUCUUUUUUCUAGCUUUUCUUUUUCUUCUUCUUCUUCUUUCUCUAUCUUUCUCUUCUACCUCUUUCUCUUCUUUUUCUUCUUUAUCCUCUUCCUCUUUCUCUACUUGUUUUCCUUUAUCUUCUUGUUCUUUCAUAAAUGCUUUUCCUUUCCAAUCCGCUGUGUUUUUCCCUCGCACUAAUGAUGCCAUCCAUCACAUCAAUUGCGUGUUGUUCACGUGA
Acanthosepion pharaonis is the source of this 714-nucleotide messenger RNA. The record is from the annotation of a GenBank genome assembly. Lineage: Eukaryota; Metazoa; Mollusca; Cephalopoda; Sepiida; Sepiidae.